Molecule: messenger RNA, 1641 nt
Organism: Lizanozyma spartinae
Lineage: Eukaryota; Fungi; Ascomycota; Pichiomycetes; Serinales; Debaryomycetaceae
Gene: NOC4
Product: ribosome biosynthesis protein
Exons: 1
Coding region: 1-1641 (546 amino acids)
Biological process (GO): ribosome biogenesis
Cellular component (GO): nucleolus; small-subunit processome; Noc4p-Nop14p complex
Source: RefSeq, a predicted model, not a curated record
AUGGCAUCAUCGAAACGAAGAUCUGCGGCACUGCCCACCUCCAACAAGAAGAAGAGCAAACAGUCGUCACCUCUUUUAUCGCUGGCGGAACUUAAUUCAUACUGUGAUUUACUACUUGAUCCUAACUGCAAGAACUAUAACCAUCUAACACCAUUACUUGAGCAAUACCCUUUGAUCAAGAAGGAGCUUCGUGAUAAUGGCGUGCGCGGAUUAACUGAAGUGGAAAAGAACGGCCGUCAAUUGACAGUGACGUUGUUCAAAGUCUUCCAGGGCUUGGUCAGGAACGGUGCUUUAAAAUACACCAAAUCCGGAGACGAAAAGAAACAAAUGGUGGUGAAAUGGUUUAAUGCCAAAUAUGAUACGUUCAAAAACAUUCUCCUCGAGUUCUUAAAAGAAAGGCUUUCAUAUGAAUCGUCCCUUCAAUUGGAUAUGCUUGAGAUUAUGUUUGAACUCAUUAAAUUAGAAGCCUCCUAUAUGAAAUCCAAUGAGAAAGACGCCUAUUUCCCCACAGCAACAUAUAAGAAAAUGGUUGAAAAUAUCCUUCAAAGCGAAAAUGAGUUCAUAGUAUUGGCAUUUAUAGAGACAUUCGUGAAAUACUGGGACUUACAGUUCUAUUUCGUUAACGACUUGAAUGAGCCAUUAACGGUAUGGAAAGCAACUGAGCAGUUAUCCGACUCUCAAUUGAGUUUGAUCUUUGACAACUUCUACUUGAUCAUGAAGAAUCAACUCCUUUUCACUGACGAUUAUGAUGUUUUACGUUCAGAAGACGUUUUGGUUCGCUCAAAGUUACCCAAUGUCUUAUACAAGCUUACGCACUUUAAAACCCAAUACCAAAGGGCAUUUGUCACCGUGUUAUCGUACCCACUCUCAGUGCACCAGUAUAAAGAGAUCUUGGUUAUCUUACAUAAACGGAUUAUCCCCAAUAUGGAACAACCUCAAAGUCUUAUGGACUUCUUAACCGAUGCCUAUAACGUUAGUGAUGAUAGUUCAGUACCACUUUUGGCAUUAAAUUCUCUUUAUGAAUUGAUGAAGUCUUACAACUUGGAAUACCCGGAUUUCUAUACCAAACUUUACACCUUAUUGACUCCAGACAUACUUUAUUCUCGGUACCGGUCCAGAUUCUUUAGACUCUGCGAUUUGUUCUUAUCUUCUACACAUUUAUCUGCUGCAUUGGUUGCCUCUUUCAUCAAGAGAUUGGCUCGUUUGGCUAUCAGUGCAAGUGCUUCAGGUGUGGUCAUAGUGAUUCCAUUCAUCUACAACCAACUUAAAAGACAUCCCUCAUGUAUGAUCAUGUUACACAACCCUGAAGGAGCCAAGCAAUCGAUUCAAACAGACCCUUUCAGUGAAACAGAACUGAAUCCAUUGGAAACUAAUGCGUUGAAUUCUUCAUUGUGGGAAUUGGAAGCUCUAAUGAACCAUUACCAUCCAAAUGUGGCAACCUUGGCAAAGAUAUUUGCCCAGCCAUUCCGUAAACCAAGCUACAACUUGGAAGACUUUUUGGAUUGGAGUUAUACUUCUUUAUUAGAAUCGGAAGAUACAAGAAGGUACAAGGGACUUGCAGCACUUGAGUUUGAAGAAUACCAAGCACCAUUUGAGUCUAAAGAAACGCCAAACGCUUAUGUUUCUGGCUGGGAAUUGUAA